CUGGGACGAAAGAACGUUAUCGCCCCAAACUAAUAGGGAACCAGUUAUGCAUACCUAAUAAGGCGUUAAACCCUUCAUCUAAAAACUAACACUUUGAUGUGUUACAUGUUUUAACAGCAUCAAUCAUGAUUGAUCUAAGUAAAAUAAAGGAGGAUUUUUCUGUUCUGGUCAAGGAGGCUCAACCAUGGACCCUUACCCAGUUUGUCAUGUGGCUGGACCUCAAAUUGUCAGAGUUCAAGAUAAAAGGAUAUAUGGUCUUAGAUCAUAAUGUAAAGACUAAACCAAAGUGGUUAGUUGAUGACAACGUUGCAGGUGAUAUUACCCCAAGUCCAGCACCUUGUCAAAAUUGUAAUAAACCAAGACGGGAGGAAAGACAAUUCUAUUCAGACAUUCAUGCAUCUCCAUCUGAGUUACAGUAUAGGACUGUUACCAAAAAUGUUUCUGACAAUUCACAGCAACAGGUACAGGAAGAUUCAAAUAUCAGAGGAGAAGUGGGAAUUAUCGAUUUAUCAGACGGAAUAGGGCAGCGUAAAAACAAUACUCAAACCUCAGGAAGAACUGAAAAUAUUCAAAUGCAAAGUUAUAGACAAGUUUCUUCGCAUGAUUAUCACAUGGGAGAAAAAGAAUCAAAUUAUUCAAAAAGUGAAAAACGGCCCCGUCAAGAAGUCAUAGAAAUAGAUGCUCCUUCACGGUCACCGCAAGAGAAACGUUUCAUUUCAGGAUCUAAAUCAUUUCAAAAGACCAGCACUCCUCGUGUCAUACAAAAACCUAAAAAUAGACAAUCAUUAUCAAUGGGAACAGCUAUAUAUACAUCUACAUCAUCAACGACCACACCUACUUUCUCAACAAGUUAUUCAAUGUCCACACAAAGAAGUGUUCAAUCAAACAGGAACUAUGCUCUUGGAGCACCACCAGUCACAUCCAAUGCUUUCUCUACGUCAACAAAUUUAUCUGAUUUUCAGAAUCUGGAAAAAUUAAUCGCACAAACUAGCCAAUAUAAUGAAAUCCUUUCAUCACACAAUAUUCCUCCUCCUAGUGUUGUAGAACAGUCGAAAGGAUUCACUAAUUCUCAGGGUCACCGUCAACCGUCACAAGUAAGUGCAGCGGAGUCACAAGCUAGUUUUGGACAGUCUUCGUUAUGUGAUAUAAACGUACAACCACAUCUGACGCCAACAAGCUUUAGUGAUACCGUGUCGGAUCCGUCACAUUCACAGUAUACUAUUACUACUAACCAAGAUCAAAACUUAUAUACUCCACAAAGUGAAGCCGUUCCAGUGGCUCUCCAUGUUAUUAAUAGAGAAAAUUCUGUUGGAUCAGUACCAUCUACGUCAGAUAUUACUGAAAUUAAAAUUGAAUCGGAUUCAGAGGACAAUAUGAAUGAUUCAGUUUUAACAGAUGCAAGCCUUGCAAGUAUAUCGCAACCAUCAUUAAUGGACACAUUACCAGACUCACAGCAGCCUUUACAAAGUCAAUCACAGUCCUUUACUGAAGAGCCUGGAGGUUUACCAAAACAAGGUUUAGUGGACCCAGAAACAGCAAAAGCAUAUCAGAUGGUUGAACUUGUUAAUGGCAGUGGUGUUUAUGUAUUUGAUAAGAACAUUCAACAAGCAUUCAAAGUGGGUGCUGAGAGUCAAACUGGAACAUACAGUGGAGAAAAAAUGGCUCGAUAUCUUCUUAAUGUGUUCUGGUCAAGAAAGGAACUUGUUGGUGCUACAUUGUCGAAAGCUGGACGGGGGAAGAAAAUUUUAAACCAACAGAUUAUAGAGGCUAUUUUAGAUUUUUGUAUUAGUCGAGGACGGCAUACUCGUUAUCAGUGCAGGAAGGUUAUCGUGUGCAGUAUAACAUCUAGGACACAUCAAGAAAGACAAAAAUUAAUGAAACUUAAAACUCAGUUUGGAUACAGCAUAAGUGAACUUUCAAGAGCAGGAUUUAAAAAAUAAAAUUCAUCUUAACAGUGUUGUGUCAUGCAGAUUUUGAUGUGAAACUGCAAGGAAAAUUUUUAAAACUGGUGAUAUGUGAUAAAAAAAACGUUACUCAAUGAAAAUAAAAAUGAUUUUUUUUUUGAGAAAACUCAAUCACAUUGGAAUAUUUAGCAAUAAUUUAAAAAACAUUGCAAAAUUAUGUGAAUCUUUUCAGAGGAAGUGAUUGUCAUAGUCAUUUUAAUUUUGUUUUUAUGAUAAUAGCUAUAUACUGUGUGAUUAAAUAAAUAUGUGCAAUACACACUUAUAAAUAUAACCCUUGAAAAAAAGUUGUAUUUGGUUUUUUUUAAUUUGUAUUUUACUGAUAAAUUGACCAACUUUUACAGUACACUUUUACACUGACAGCAGCAUUUGUGGAACCUUUAAAGAAUAAUUUAGAUUUACUCUAAUAUAUUAAGUUAACUGCUUAAAAAACUUUGAUUUUUUUAAAUGCUCAGGCUUUUCUUCCUCAGAAAUAGAGCACCUUAGCUGUAUUUGGCAAAACGUUAAGAAAAUUUUGGUCCUCAAUGUUCUUCAACCUUGUACUUCAUUUGGUCUUUGUAACUUUUUUUUAAAGCGUCACUGAUGAGUCUUUUGUAGACAAAAGAUGUGUCUGGCGUAAAUACAAAAUUUCAAUUCUGGUAUCUAUGAUGAGUUUAUUUAAUUCAAAAUUAUAUUGAUCAAUAGAUAAAGAAAACUGUGAUUAAUUUAUUUAAUUUUGGUAAUUUUUAUUUUAAUUUGUACACAGCAAAAAUAUAUAGUUUUGAAGAAGCAUUAACAAAUCUGCAACCUUUGUAUUCUCUGACUUAAAUUUACUUAAUUUUGUCUAAAGUUUGAAUUAGAAGAAUCCAUAAUACAUGUUUAUAAAUGCUAUACAGAAUCUUAUAAUUAUUAAAUUUGUAUAUCAUACAACAAAAUCUACAUUUUAGUCAUACUAUGUACAUUUUUAAACCUUUUGAUAUUUAACAAACAUUGAAAAUGACAGACAGUACAAGCAAGUUGUAGUUCAAAUGAAAUUCAGUAUCAAUUGGAAAAGUACUGUGGAUUCAUUUAUAGAUUUUUGUUGAUUUUGUGGAUACAGGGGAACCAGUAAUUCAAAUGUUCAACUAAUUGUAAAUUUUCUAAAGGAUUAUAGGUAUAGACUUUGCCAAAACCACAAACAUAUGUAUCCACAAAAAUGCAAGUUUCCCUCAAUCAACAAAAAUUGGUACCAGCGAAAAUUUAUGAAUCCACAGUAUUUAAAAAACUUCUAUGCUGUUAUGUCUCUUGUGGAUAUUUUUUUUUAUAUAUAUGCAAAUGUUCAGUUUUUACUAAUUUAGCAAUCUUCAAAAUUAUUAUAUUGAAUAGGAAUUCUUUGAUAGUUGUUAUUUUUUAUAUUUAAGCAGUUUGAUUCUUUAUUUUAUAAUAAUAAAGCAUAGCUCAUGGAUAUAGUGACAAGCUUAAGAUUUUAACAUUCAUCAUUAUAUGAUUUUGGUUGAGGAAAACACAAUUUAGUGAUGUGCAAAUAUUCCUAUAAAACUGCUAUAAUUAUG
Messenger RNA from Mytilus trossulus (common blue mussel), 3490 nucleotides. RefSeq lists its product as uncharacterized. The coding region runs from base 126 to 1940 and encodes 604 amino acids. The transcript has 6 exons. NCBI's taxonomy places the organism in Eukaryota, Metazoa, Mollusca, Bivalvia, Mytilida, Mytilidae. The record is from RefSeq and is a predicted model, not a curated record. Gene Ontology annotation, molecular function: DNA binding.